Messenger RNA from Physcomitrium patens, 1638 nucleotides. NCBI's taxonomy places the organism in Eukaryota, Viridiplantae, Streptophyta, Bryopsida, Funariales, Funariaceae. The record is from RefSeq and is a predicted model, not a curated record.
AUUUUUAGUCAUUUUCCUCUAUUAUUUGGUAGUAACCUCAUUUCAUUUGGUAUUACCAUUUUAAAAAGUAUUACUAUUUCAUCAACCACAAUUAUUAUUGUAGAUUUAGUUCUUUGUUAAUUACCAAGAUUCAAUAUAAAAAAUGUCACAACAAGUGAUGCCAUUAAAUGAAAAGUUUUUGUUUCAGAAGGUUAAUCCGAACUUGAAGCUGUCAGUCGAAGUCGAGGAGGAGGUUCCUGUUGUGUUCAAGAGGCUAGGAUAUCCAUUUCAGAUUAGUAUGAGCGCUUUGUACGCUGCUGGAAGUCCUUAUACAUGGCCAGGACUGCUCGCGGCCCUGGUAUGGCUUAUCCAUCUUCUCUUACAUCAGGAGGCAACGGAGUCGGUGGUAACGUUUGAGACGCAGGUGCGAGAUCCUUUUUCGAAAACCUUAGCCAGUCAUAUCAAUGCUUCUUGGCGGGAGACGAUGAUGAGUGUGAACGCCUGGACUGCGCGUUUCGUCAACAGUUUAAGGAUUGUACUGUCGAGACUACGGAGAAACUGUUUACAGUGGCACAAGCAAGCUGCAGAGAAGAAACUGGAAGCGCGCAAAGGAGACCUUGUGGACAAAAAAGCUGAGAAGACUGUCAUCCAAGCUGACAUUGAGGAGUUGCACAAUCGUAUAGCCUCACAGGAAAUAAAUCCUGCAGAUAUUGACCGCAUGCAGAAAGAGAAAGAUUUUCUUGAUGCCAACACUCGGCCUGUUGUAUUGAAGGAUCAGCAGCUACGCAAGGCAGCAUGGGAUCAUGAGCUUGCAUCUACCAACAAAGAAAAAGAUCUGGAGAUCCUGUGUGGUGAAUACAACGAGCGCUGUCUAAGGUUCAAACCUAUCCUAGCGGACGGACAGCCACUUACAGGAAGUGAAUUGCAAAUUACUUUGCAAAUAGAGAGCACUGUACCAAAAGAAAUACUGGGAACCUCUGUAGCUAAUGGUUUGAAGCAGGCUAUCUUUGAAGUCAUGGAGAGUUGCAAACGGUACACCAAUCAAGAGAAGAAGCUAUUUCGUGUGAACAGGAAGUAUAUGCAUACAAAGCUGCUCGUCAAGAGAAGCUCGACCUGCUGUCUCGACUCGUCGCCACCAUCAAGAAAUCGGAGGCUCUUCACAAAGCGAGUAAAGAAAAGUGGGAUCUGGCUUGUGCGGUAGUGACUAAUGAGAGGGAGGAACUGGAGGCGAAAGUGGUUGCGAAAGAACUUGCUGCAAAGAGGACAGAUAAAGACGCCGAGAAACUUACCAAGCAGUGGGAACAACGGUACAAGGCAGAAGUCGAAAGCUCAUCUGAGCAGGUCGCAACAGCCAAAAAGCAAUGGAUCGAGGUGGUGGACUUCAUUCUGAGCGCAAAGGAGCAAAUCACCGGGCUUUUACAAGUUCUCAAGAGCAAGACUCAUGUCGAGGCUGGUAGAUUGAAGCGGGACCUGCCAGAAUUUACUGCAAUGAUAGCCUUGCAGGUAUGUGAUGCCCAGGCUACAUUGUCGGAUCAGCACACACAAACAUGUUACCUUAAAACCUCAAGGGGUCUAUAAUCACGGACCUAUACUGAAUCAAACUUGAUUGUAGACUCAAAUCAUGGUGUAUUGAGUAGCACUUGAAAGUCCUCCAUUCAU